Danio rerio (zebrafish) is the source of this 1609-nucleotide messenger RNA. RefSeq names its product activator of HSP90 ATPase activity 1b (gene ahsa1b). Lineage: Eukaryota; Metazoa; Chordata; Actinopteri; Cypriniformes; Danionidae. The record is from RefSeq and is marked provisional. Gene Ontology annotation, cellular component: cytosol; endoplasmic reticulum. Gene Ontology annotation, molecular function: ATPase activator activity; protein-folding chaperone binding; Hsp90 protein binding.
ACUUCCGUUUCCAGUAAUUUCUACGAGCAACAAAACCUUCGGCAGCAGUCGAGAGGUUUCCAGAAGCGAGAUUUCACGCGUGACAGACACAUUCAGAGCGAGUCCACGGCUUCAUUCGUUACAUACAACAGACGCGCAUACAACAUCUGUAUUCACCCAAGAUGGCAAAGUGGGGAGAAGGAGACCCUCGCUGGAUCGUGGAGGAGCGAGCGGACGCCACAAACGUCAACAACUGGCACUGGACAGAGAGGGACGUCACAAGCUGGUCAUCAGAGAAGCUGAAGGAGCUACUCAUGGGGUUGCAGGUGGAGAGCGAAGAGGGCAAGUGUGAGAUCACAGAGGUCAGCAAGGUGGAGGGAGAAGCUUCCAUCAACAAUCGCAAAGGAAAGCUUAUAUUCUUCUAUGAGUGGAAUCUAAAGGCCGCCUGGACAGGGACAUCAACAUCGGGUAUCAAAUACAAGGGAAACAUUGACAUUCCAAAUCUUUCGGAUGAAAAUGACAUCGAUGACUUUGAUAUCGGUGUCAGUCUUUGUAAAGAUGAACCGGAAACAGCGCUGCUAUCUCUGAUGAGGAAGGAGGGAGCCAAUAAAAUUCGCACGGCUCUUGCCAGCUAUGUGGGCUUCCUCAAAACAGAGUUCACACAGGGCAUGAUCCUACCCACAGCCAACGGCAUGACCAAACAGCCAACAGGCCAGGCUAUAACUGAGACCAGCAAAACUCAGAUUGGCUCCUGUAGCACUGCUCCUCCGCCUUCCAACACAGGAGUAAAAAUCCCAACCUGCAAGUUUUCGAUAAGGGACACUUUCCUCACCUCACCAGAAGAGCUGUAUCGGGUCUUUCUCAAUCAGGAGCUGGUUCAGGCGUUCACACGCAGCGGUGCUAUGGUUGAAGGGGAAAAAGGUGGCAAAUUUCGCCUAUUGAAUGGAAAUGUGAACGGAGAAUUCCUGGAGCUGGUAUCAGAGCAGAAGAUAGUCAUGAAGUGGAGGUUCAACACGUGGCCUUGUGAGCACUACGCAACGGUGACAUUGACUUUCACAGACAAGGGUAAUGAGACAGAGCUAAAGGUGGAUUGUCGAGGAGUUCCUGAGAGCGAAGAAGAGCGAACACGAGAUGGAUGGCAGAGGUACUACUGCCACGCUAUUAAACAGACAUUUGGCUAUGGCGCACGACUCUGCUGAGCACAGGAUGUAGCAGCCUCAGAGAUAUCUUGUUGGAUUUUUUUUUUUUUUGGCUCUUUCUUUAACCGUUUUUAUUUCUCUUCAUUUGGCUCCACCUACAAAAACAGAGGAUCUGAAUGUGACUCUACUGAAACAGCAGGCAACAUCACAUUGCUCUUAUCACAUUAUUUGGAUGAUUUUGAUGUUUACAGUUAUUAAAUGAUUGGAAAUCAGGACUGAAAAGAGUGUUAAAAAGGGGACAUGAGUCAUAUCGGUGUAUGUGUGUAAUAUAGUCUACUUGUUUUAGCAUGACGGCACUCCUGUCCUGUUCUGUGAGGGCUCACAGGGUCGAACGGUGCCUUUUAUGCACUGGCUGGCUUUUGGAAAGGGUCUCGGAGUUAUGAAAAGAUUGGAUGUUUGGAGAAGCAAAAAUAAAGAGAGAUUUCAGAGCA